CUCAUUUGGAAGUUUGCAAAUCCGGUGACAAAACGCAGACAUUCUAUAGUGAACUUCAAACUUAUUGACGGCCAGGAGAAGGAUAGACUUCAUGUGGCCAUCACUGGCAAGACAUUCAAGAUAUUGCGCGACUAUUACCCGGAUUUGCUCAAAAAAGUGGCCAUAAGAGGAACCGUAUUCGCACGUAUGGCACCCGAACAGAAGCAACAACUCGUUGAGCUUUUGCAAGAAUUGGGAUAUAUUGUGGGAAUGUGCGGCGAUGGGGCCAAUGAUAUGGCGAGCCUAAAGCAGGCGCACGCGGGGGUCAGCUUAUCUGAGGCGGAGGCGUCGGUCGCGUCGCCCUUCACGUCGAAAACGCCAAACAUAUCGUGUAUACCAAUCCUCAUACGCGAAGGCCGGGCCUCUAUUGUCACCUCAUUUGGUAUAUUGAAAUACAUGGCGUUAUACAGUUUGACACAAUUCUUCUCGGUUAUAAUCCUCUACACCUUUUAUUCCAAUUUGACUGAUAAAGAGUUUUUAUACGAAGAUCUCUUUCUCAUUACUCUCUUUGUCACACUCUGUAAGACAAUGACAAUCGAACUGUUUCAUUUGAUGUCUGAAUUAGUCGGUCGUACGGAAGCGUUCGAUCAGUUGAACCGAAAGCCUCCGCCUUCUUCUCUCAUCGGAAUCACUCCAUUGUCUUCCAUAGCAUUGCAGAUACUUUUGGUGGCAUUCAUACAAGUGAUUGCUAUUGUAAUCGUAUGGCAACAGUACUGGUAUAGACCGCAUAAGACCAGCGAUCCAGAAGACCUCAAAAGUCAUGACAAUUACGCCAUCUUCGCCUCUUCCGUCUUCCAGUACAUCACUCUUUCCGUUGUCUUUUCGAAGGGAGCGCCUUAUCGGAGGCCUAUCUAUACCAAUCGCUUAUUUACCACGAGUUUGGUUGCUAUGAGUGCAUUGAGCGCCUAUUUAGUGAUAUAUCCGGCCGAUAGUAUUGCCGAAUUCCUUGAGCUGGACGUCGAGGCUAUUCCGCUAAACUUUCGCGUAUUAAUGGUGUUGUUAUCCAUCGCUCACUUUAUCCUUGCCUUCUUUGCUGAGCUGGACGUCGAGGCUAUUCCGCUAAACUUUCGCGUAUUAAUGGUGUUGUUAUCCAUCGCUCACUUUAUCCUUGCCUUCUUUGCUGAGUCAUUUAUUGUCGAUUAUUUGGUAUUCAAAAAGUUCCGGAAAUGGUUUCCAGCAUUAGUUCCGUCCGAAUCUCUAUUUAAGAAGAUUGACAACGAGACCAAACGCAGCACCCGAUGGCUGCCCAACCCAUUGGCCUCCUAUGCAAAGCCUCACCGACGGAAUGGGUCGACACUGUCCUCCUCUACUAAUCAGAUGGGAACUGACGUAAUCAGCAAAAGCUCUCCGCCUGAGUCCGGCGUUUGGACUCAAUCUCAGGCCUCUGGUCACUCGACAUCACCAUCGGAUCCAAUGGCUCGCGAAUUGUCGGCCACUUGUGUCACACAGAUCUUGCCGUUAGUGCCGUUGAGGUCCACAUCGGAGGCCAUUCAAGAGGAGACCAAUCUGUGUCCGAUUCGCUGCCGAUUCUCCUCCGAUACCGUCGAUCAGUACUUAUGGAUCAUUAAAGGCUCGCAAUUGAACAUAAUAUCAGUGAACCCGAAGAAUGUGUCGAAUCAGAGACAAUUGGGAUCAAUUGAUUUCGCGCAAGUCUUCGACGACAGUAAUAUCAAGAUAUUAAAUGUAUUGCAAUUAAUGGACUCUUUUGAGACAUCGGCUAAAAUCAGAGCGCGUUAUGCGUCAACACUUCCAACACUUCCAGCGAUGGCCUACUCUUCGUAUUACGGGGGGAAUCGACGCGACAACAACACUGAGUCGGGAAUGUAUGCCAGAGACGGGUCACCCCCUCGACAGCAGUCAUACGGUGGCCGGCGAUCGCCACAAAUGGGUCGCAUCCCGAAGAUCAACCCGACCUCUUCGUUGGACGACUUGAGGUCAGAGUUCAAUCGCAUCACUGAUGACACGCCGCUGAAGGUGGAGGACAUGACGUGGGAGAAGAUGGGCACUAAAGUGCAGGACAUCCUCGAGAAGAGAACCAACGAUCCCAACAAUGAGGGCGAACAGGUAUUUCCGGCGCCGAUGCGGAGGAAGAAUAGAGAUAAGAGAGAUAUGCCGUUGAUUAUCAACGGAAACAUAGUUCCGCGCAAAGACGCGCUUCUCAUUGAUCUGGUAUUGAACAAUAAGUCCACUCUUGACGCCCAACUCACUCUCACUAAACACCCAGUCGUUGGACUCGAGUAUAUGAUUGAGUACAUCGAUCCCGAGGGUAUGUCUCCCCGGAUCUACUACUGCCGGCUCUGCAAACAGUUCAAUACGUGCGCUUCGGUUAUGGAACACGUGACCGGUUAUAACCAUCGCGUCCGCUUCAUUGCGAACAAAUACCCAAAUCAGGCGAAGACUUAUCUGUUGCCCGACGGCCGUCGAGCCAAUCGUAACGUUGCGCUCAUGCGUAUGGCUCAGGGAAGAGCUCAAGAGUUGGAGCUCGUGUACGGCAGAGGAGACUUCGAGAUCAGACACGAGAAGGUGACCAUUCCUGAUGAGACUCAGGUCGAUGUCGAGUCCGACAUCAUUACUGUCGAGUCGGGCCAACAGACAGAAGUGCUGAAACAGGCUCUCAAGCAGAUCAAGGCCUGCAAACUGGAGGGCGACGAAGACAUUCGUGUCGCCAAACAGAUCAUCAAUGAUUUGACUGACGCUAUCAUUGAAUACAAACAGUCGGUUCAGGAGAAGCAGAUGAACGCCGGAAUCAAUACAUUGAUCCAACAGGGAAGAAACUAUUGAACCAAUGACUCAUUAAGUCCAACAAUAGUUGCAUCACUUUAUUGUGACAUUUUGUGUUUAGCCUCACAAACACUUAUUUUCUAUAUUUUUCCCUAUUUUUGUGUCAACUCUUUGUCCGGAAUUACUAUCAGAUAAUUAUAAUUUCAAUUG
Medioppia subpectinata is the source of this 2970-nucleotide messenger RNA. The record is from the annotation of a GenBank genome assembly. NCBI's taxonomy places the organism in Eukaryota, Metazoa, Arthropoda, Arachnida, Sarcoptiformes, Oppiidae.